GUAAAAUCAAGCAAACACCAACAAAAAACAAAAAUAACUGCUUGCAAGCGUCCAACCUCCAAUCCUCUUGAUGUGAUAGCAGUCCAUGCACGCGCUCGCUAUGCAGGCACUUCAUCCCAGCGUCAGUGGUGCACACGAGUCCUAAAGCGGGCCAGGCUCCAUCGUCAAUCAGCCUCGAUCCUUCUGGCGUCAAGCUAGAGUCGCUCUAUGGAGCACCGCGCCCUCGUACGACCAAAGUGCGUUGCAGGCCUUACAGUAUUAACAAGGGCUGUGGAAUACGGAGGGCCCAGUUGGCAUGGCACGACUAUCGCGGUUAUGCUCGCUGGCCUUGCCGCCUCUGACGGAUGUCGGUGGCUGAUAUCAAGUGCAGUAUUACCUGAUGCCACUUGGUCUUUAUGCUUCGUGCUUGCAGUCUACAGAGUGCGGUUUUUGUCAAUUCUAAUUCGUUUGCAGGACCGUCUUUUCCCUCUUCCAGCUUCCUCCUUGUCCCCUUUCGGCAUCGGGCGGCGGUGCGACGCCUUGUCCUCAUCCCACCACACCUGCUCCUCUGAUCCAACGUUGAUAUGCUAUUUGCGUGACGAAUGCGCCGUUCAAAGCACCUGUCGAGAGGCGAGAACCCACUCCCUGGCUCAGCAGCGCUUGUUAGCGAUCGGUGGCACAUCCUGGACGACGCCACAGACACUGACUAAAUGGCCGGCCGCAGCGUGAACCAGGCCGGCCAAGGGCUAGAACCGCCCCAUACACUGCACACCACGCGCCAACGCCUCUGCAAAUACAGGACAUGGCAUCGCUAGGCACCUGCUCUGUC
Trichoderma asperellum CBS 433.97 is the source of this 808-nucleotide messenger RNA. NCBI's taxonomy places the organism in Eukaryota, Fungi, Ascomycota, Sordariomycetes, Hypocreales, Hypocreaceae. The record is from RefSeq and is a predicted model, not a curated record.